Messenger RNA from Cooperia oncophora, 1515 nucleotides. The record is from the annotation of a GenBank genome assembly. Lineage: Eukaryota; Metazoa; Nematoda; Chromadorea; Rhabditida; Trichostrongylidae.
AUGUCAAAUUUCUCGCCAUAUGCGAAUGUAAAAUGCGAACCGCAGCCGUCAACCAGCACAGCCAAUGAGACAACACUGCCACUGAACUCCCCGUGCCAUCCAUCACCAGCGUUAGCUCGUUCAGUACCAUCGUCCCAGGAAGCAACGUCGCCGUCGGAAACCGCUGGCAAAGAUUUUGUGUUUUUUACGUGCGUCACAUGUCGUCAUCAAUGCAGUGAGGAGGAUGAGUCGUCCUCCUGCUGCCUGCUCACAUUCAUCAUCGCACUAUUGAGACCCUUUUUUUGCAGGACGGAGUUGGCCAACCAGGCUGCAUUGGAUUUUGAAAAAGAGCGUUUUGACAGCCUUCUCGAAUGGCAUAUAAAGUAUCGUAAGCGCAAAGAAGCCGAGCGAAAUGCUGACGAUGUGGUAUCGGAAAAGGCGUCCAGCUCGGUAUCAACGGAGUCGACCCCAGUUGACACGUCAGAGAGGAAGCCAGAGAAACGAAAGGCAGAGAGCGAUCCUGAGGAUCAAGUAUCCAAAAAGCCCACUUAUAUGGAUUUGAGUGCUCCAGAUGUUUCCACGAAAAAGGUUGAAGAAACGCCGUUAAGGAGAAUGGAAAUGAUGACAAAUUCGUCGGCGUUCAGCACGUCGUCGAGUAUUAACGAUGUUGUAGAGGCGCCCGCAAACGGACUUUGUAAGAAAGACGAGCGUUCGAUGAAAUUAGAGAAACUUGGCGAGAUGGAGCGGCAAGUUGAAGCUGAAAGGUUACGUGUCGAAUGGGAAAAGGAAGUGCAAGCGCACGAGAUGAAGAAACUCAUGAAUACCCAAGGACUUUCACCAUAUCCUUCCCCGAUGUACCCUCGAGCUCCAGCCCCAGGGCCUCAGGGAACUUUGUAUCCCAUGAGUUCCUUCCCGACGCGAUAUCCACCUGGUUCGGCUCCGUAUCCGAUGGGAAGUAUGGGCUAUCCGCAAGGUUAUCCCAAUGGAACAUCUUUCCCUCCAGGUUAUCCCAUGUCGGCCCCCGGGAACUCUCAGAUCCCAUCUCCGGCGUAUAUUGGAGAUCCGCUGGCUUUCAAAGGCGCUGCACCGCCUCCGGGAAUGAGCCCACAUCACCCGAUGUACGCUCAUAUGAUGGCUGCUAGAGCAUCUGCCGGUAUGCAGUCGCCAGUGCCGGGACCAGGAUAUCCGGGUGAUCCCAGUCGGUUAGGGUUUCCUAUGCCAGGACACUCACCGUCCGCGAGUCCGUUCUAUCCGACUCCUUUCCCUCCGCAUCCGUAUGCACAGAUGCCAUAUGGACAUCCGGGCAUGACAAAGGGAAUGGUCCCACCUCCACCGUACCCAUUUCCGCCGAGUGGAAUGAUGCCAGGUGGUCCAGGAAUGCCAUCCAAUCCAGGUAUGAUGAGAAGCGAUGCGAUGAGCUGGCAAGGAGGUGCACCACCGAACUACCCGCCGUCAUUUCCCAGCGUUCCUGGUGGACCCACACCACCAGUACCGUGUCAGCAUUUGACGCCACCGAAACAGGGUUUAGCUGUCUAG